This is a messenger RNA of Rhodamnia argentea, 3144 nucleotides long. Its product is annotated as kinesin-like protein KIN-UA. The transcript is spliced from 19 exons. Bases 231 to 3023 code for a protein of 930 amino acids. Lineage: Eukaryota; Viridiplantae; Streptophyta; Magnoliopsida; Myrtales; Myrtaceae. Gene Ontology annotation, molecular function: ATP binding; microtubule binding; microtubule motor activity. Gene Ontology annotation, biological process: microtubule-based movement. The record is from RefSeq and is a predicted model, not a curated record.
CAUUCUCCCCACUUCCCCCUCUAAAGACUUCAAUUUCAACGCGCAGCGCCAUCGCUCUCCUUCUCCUUCUCCUUCUCCUUCGCUCUCUCUCUCUCUCUCUCUCUCUCUCGUUUUCUCGGUGAAAAAGCUAGAAAGAAGCGAAAUUCAGCUGCAUUUCUGUUUAUCUUCGUCGUCAAGAAGCAAGCUAGAGAGGCGUGUUUCGUCUGGUACGGUUUCUUUGCUUCUAAGCUAUGGCUGCCGCCGCUGGCUUCGGGAGCAAUACCUACAGGAAUGCCGCUCACCGGAGCUCUCUCAAGGCGGACAACAAGAGUCUAGCUGCCAAUCAGAGUUUCAAAUCCUCCCCCUCCUCCUCCUCCUCCUCCUCCUCGUCUUUUAAGUCGAGGAGUCUGCAACCUCGGAAGAGUAGCCCUGCGGCCUUGGGAGGCGCGAAUGGAGUUGCCAGGGACGGCGGCGGAGUUCCCGGAAGAGUUCGGGUAGCUGUGAGGUUGCGACCUUGUAAUGCUGAGGAAUUGGCUGCUGAUGCAGAUUUUGCUGAUUGUGUGGAAUUACAGCCUGAGCUGAAAAGGUUGAAACUGCGGAAGAAUAACUGGGAUACAGACACCUAUGCGUUUGAUGAAAUUUUCACCGAGUUCGCGUCACAAAAACGCGUGUAUGAGGUUGUGGCAAAGCCUGUUGUGGAGAGUGUUCUCGAAGGCUAUAAUGGAACAGUUAUGGCGUAUGGGCAGACUGGAACUGGUAAAACCUAUACUCUUGGGAAACUUGGAGAGGAGGACACAGCUGCUCGUGGGAUCAUGGUUCGUGCUAUGGAAGAUAUACUGGGAGAUAUCUCUUUGGAGACUGAUUCCGUGUCUGUCUCCUAUCUGCAGCUCUAUAUGGAGACUAUACAAGACCUCCUCGAUCCUUCUAAUGAUAACAUCUCUAUAGUAGAAGAUCCCAAAACUGGAGAUGUUUCACUACCAGGAGCUAGCUUAGUUGAAGUAAGAGACCAACAAAGUUUUCUGGAGCUAUUACAAUUAGGGGAAGCCCAUCGCUUUGCUGCUAACACCAAAUUGAAUACUGAAUCAUCGCGCAGUCAUGCCAUUCUAAUGGUAAAUGUAAAAAGAUAUGUGAAGGAAAAGGAUCCCGUUCAAUCAAUGGAAAAUGGUAGCAACUCCCAUUUGGCUAGAACUUUUAAAGCUCCUGUUGUUCGGAAGGGGAAGCUAGUUGUGGUAGAUCUUGCUGGCUCAGAGCGUAUUGACAAGUCAGUUUUGCAUGUGGCAGGAAGUGAAGGUCAUACACUUGAGGAAGCCAAAUCGAUCAAUCUCUCCUUGAGUGCACUAGGGAAAUGCAUUAAUGCUCUGGCAGAAAAUAGUGCACACAUUCCAGUUCGUGAUUCAAAGCUCACAAGAUUGCUCCGAGAUUCUUUUGGAGGUACUGCAAGGACUUCUUUGGUGAUUACUAUCGGCCCAUCCCCACGUCAUCGAGGGGAGACAAUGAGCACCAUAAUGUUUGGACAAAGAGCUAUGAAGGUGGAGAACAUGUUGAAGCUAAAGGAAGAGUUUGAUUACAAAAGUUUGUCUAGAAAGCUAGAGCUACAAUUAGACAAGCUCAUUGCUGAACAUGAAAGGCAGCAGAAAGCAUUCGAUGAUGAAAUUGAAAGGAUACAUGCAGAAUCGGAGAUGCAAAUAGCUGAGUCCGAGAGACAGUAUGCAGAUGCCCUAGAGAGGGAAAGAAUGAAAUAUCAGAAAGAGUACAUGGAAUCAAUAAAGAAGAUUGAGGAGCAGUUGGUGGGAGAUCAACGAAAGCAUGAUAGUGAUAGUGCUACUGUUGCACAGAAUGAUUACUACUCUAAUGGAGAGGUUUCCUCAAUCUCAGCUCUCAAGGAAGUUGCUGAUCUGAAGAAACUGCUUGAGAAGGAAACUCUUCUCAAAAAGGCUGCGGAAGAGGAGCUUAGUAACCAUAAGAGGCAAUUAUAUCAAUCAAAGUUAAUGGAGGCUUCAGCAACUUCUGAAAUUUUAAAGCUUCGCAAGUUGCUCGAAGAUGAGUCAAGGCAGAAAGACAAGCUUGAAGGAGAAAUUUCAUUAUUGCAAAGUCAGCUAUUGCAGCUAAGUUUGGAUGCUGAUGAGAGAAGGAGACGACUAGACAGAGCUGGAUCAGGGAAUGAUUCCAAUGAUUUAGACUGUCUCAUGGCCCAAGUGAAGAAUCCUCAGCUCAGUGAUUCCGAAAAUGGCGAGAAAGCCUCAGUAGCCAAACUCUUUGAACAAGUGGGGUUGCACAAGAUCUUGUCCUUGUUAGAAGCAGAUGAUGUUGAUGUCCGCAUUCAUGCUGUCAAGGUGGUAGCAAAUCUAGCUGCUGAAGAAGCUAAUCAGCAGAAGAUUGUGGAAGCUGGUGGUCUUAUGUCCUUGUUGAAUCUGCUUAGGAGCUCAGAUGAUGAGACCAUACAUAGAGUUGCAGCUGGUGCAAUUGCUAAUCUGGCAAUGAAUGAAACCAACCAAGAGCUGAUAAUGGCUCAAGGGGGAAUCCGCUUGUUGUCAACAACAGCCACUAAUGCUGGGGAUCCUCAAACUCUUAGAAUGGUUGCUGGAGCUAUUGCUAACCUUUGUGGAAAUGACAAGUUGCAAACUAUGCUAAGGGGUGAAGGUGGCAUCAAGGCAUUACUGGGGAUGGUUCAUUGUGGGCAUCCUGACGUUCUCGCACAAGUUGCUCGUGGAAUUGCCAAUUUUGCAAAAUGCGAGUCAAGAGCAUCUGCUCAAGGCACAAAGACUGGAAGGUCUCUCCUGAUAGAAGACGGUGCACUACCAUGGAUUGUGCAAAGUGCUAAUAGUGAAGCCUCUGCUAUCAGGCGUCAUAUUGAGCUUGCUCUCUGCCACUUAGCACAGCAUGAAGUGAAUGCAAAGGACAUGAUUAGUGGAGGUGCUUUAUGGGAACUGGUUCGCAUCUCGCGGGACUGUUCACGUGAAGAUAUAAGGACCCUCGCCCAUAGAUCACUAGCAUCCAGCUCUACUUUCAAAGCUGAACUGCGGCGAUUAAGGAUGGAUUAUUAACAUAAUUGUUGGACUGAUUCAUUGAAGUAGAGAGAGAGAGAGAGAGAGAGAGAAGAUUAUCAGCUUAAACUAAUUCAAGUGGAAGGAUUGAGAUCACAUGAUAGGGGCUACGUGCAGCUCU